ACGUUUUUCAGGUCCACCCACCUUUUAUAGGCUCAAUGAGUAAUUUGCCAUUUCUAUUAUUAGUUCUUCUUUUUUCCACCACAAACGCCGGAUUUCUGAUCCGAAUGUGUGGCAAACGUCUGGCAGCGAUUAUGGACAAGAUGUGCACACGUGUCGGAGAGGAUUCACCAUGUUACGCGGGACCUUCAGAAUAUGGGGAUACCUUGCAAGUUGACGGAAUAGCGGAACAAUGUUGUAGACAUCGUUGUGCUCAUGAUCAACUCUACCGAUAUUGCUGUAGCGAAGAAGAAGCUGACGCCUACUAUGAAAUGGUCAAGGGAACAAAUCGGGUACAACCGUAGCCAUCAAAAUAGAUGGAGCUGCAUAGAUUAGGACUUGCUGUGAUAACAUUUGAGCGAGCAUUUCCUCUAUAACCUGCUCGUAUGAAUACGGUAGAUUUAUCAAUGUGAUCUCAAAAAAUGGUGCAUAAUAAAGGGUGGACUUGU
This is a messenger RNA of Cylicocyclus nassatus, 485 nucleotides long. The record is from the annotation of a GenBank genome assembly. NCBI's taxonomy places the organism in Eukaryota, Metazoa, Nematoda, Chromadorea, Rhabditida, Strongylidae.